UCGGCGGGAGGGGGAGCUGGUCCGCUCAGCAUAUAUUACCUUAGAGAUUGGAGCUGCCCGUAAAACCUGAAACCCAUCCGGUCUCAACACAUUAUAAAGCCCUAUGAAAACUGAGUGACGAUCGGCGUCCAUCUCAUCUUUCAAACGACAGCAGCAUGCCCGGUUACGACUAUAAGUUUCUGGAGAAACCGAAGCGGCGAUGUCAGUGCCCUCUGUGCAACAAGCCGAUGAGAGAGCCCGUGCAAGUCUCGACUUGCGGGCACCGUUUCUGUGACACCUGUCUGCAGGAGUUUCUCAGUGAGGGCGUGUUUAAGUGUCCAGAGGACCAGCUCCCACUUGACUACGCAAAGAUCUACCCCGAUCCAGAGUUGGAAGCUCAGAUUCUAUCGCUGGUCAUUCGCUGUAUCCACAGUGAAGAAGGCUGCAGAUGGACAGGACAGAUUAAACAGCUUCAGCCCCACCUUGCCACGUGCCCGUUCAAUGUGAUACCGUGCCCAAACCGCUGUACCGUCAAACUGAGCCGCAGGGACCUGGCGGAACACUUGCAACAAGAUUGCCCAAAGCGUCGCGUCAAGUGCGAAUACUGUGGCAACGACUUCACCGGAGAAGGUUACGAGAAUCACCAGGGGAUUUGCCCUCAGGAGAGCGUGUACUGUGAAAACAAAUGUGGGGCCAGAAUGAUGCGACGUUUGCUCUCACAACAUUGCCUUACGGACUGUCCGAAACGCACACAACCCUGCAAGUUCUGUGGCAAGGAGUUCGUGUUUGACACCAUACAGAAUCACCAAUAUCAGUGCCCACGAUACCCAGUGGCCUGCCCCAACCAAUGUGGAAUGGCAAAUAUCGCCCGGGAGGACCUUACGCAUCACCUGAAGGACAACUGCAACACAGCCAUGGUUCUCUGUCCCUUCAAGGAUGCAGGCUGCAAACACAGGUGCCACAAGAUUGCGAUGAGCAGACACAUCGAUGAAAGCAUGAAAGUACACCUGAAUAUCAUGUGCAGUUUGGUCAGUCGUCAGCGCCAAGAUAUCCUGGAGUUGCGACGGGAGGUGGAGGAGCUCUCAGUUGGCAGCGAUGGUGUCCUGAUCUGGAAAAUAGCCGACUACAUGCGCAAGCUGCAAGAGGCCAAACUGAGGAACAACUAUGAGUUUUUCAGCCCCCCGUUUUACACCCAUCGCUACGGCUACAAGCUGCAAGUGUCAGCGUUCCUCAAUGGCAAUGGAAGUGGGGAGGGGACCCACUUAUCAAUCUAUAUCCGCGUCCUCCCGGGCGAGUACGACAACCUGCUGGAGUGGCCCUUCUCCUACAAGGUGACCUUCUCUAUUAUGGACCAGAGUGACCCAUCCCUGUCAAAACCGCAACACAUCACUGAAACCUUCACCCCUGACCCCAACUGGAAGAACUUCCAGAAGCCUCUAAACUCCAGGAACUCCAUGGAUGAGAGCAGCCUUGGCUUCGGGUACCCCAAGUUCAUUUCCCACGAGGAGAUCAAGAAGAGGAAUUAUAUCAGGGACAAUUCAAUCUUCAUCCGAGCUUCUGUGGAGAUCCCCCAGAAGAUAAUAGCUUGAGUCUUGGCCAGGAGGAAAGGGACCAAUUCACUUCCUUUAACAUUAAAAGCUUUCCUUUUUAUAAGUGUACAUUGUGAUACAAACAAAUUGCUCGAGAACCAAAAUUUUCUGAGGUAGAUUUGGGAUUUCUCUGUGCACUACGAACCUUGCUACUGGGUGUGUGCAAAAGAUGACAUGGUACUCGAACAGUGAGUCUGCCCACUUCAGGGAGACAAAGAAUACCUCCACCGUGUGGCUUUUUUUUUUAAACAAAAGAAGAAAAUGUAUGUCUCAUUUUGAUUUGCCAUUAUUUCGCCACCCGUGCUCACAUUUGGGGCAUUUGAGAGAAUGCCAGACCAAAAGGUUGUGAGAACAUACUCAGUCUGAUCUAUAUUCCCACUCUGAAGGGUCACUCCGAAAACAGGUCCAAUCCAUGGAGGACUGGAGGAAGCAGUCUGAAGACAGGUUUGGAUUUAGAUGGAAAUAUUUUCCUCCAGGCAACUUUUAACUUUGUCCACAGACCCGUUUUAUGGAUAUGUGAAGAGAUCAAGGGCACCAUAACAAUAUCCAUUAAGGGGGAAGGAUACAAUUCUUUCAAGUGACGGUCGAUAAUGCAAAGGGGUUCAACUCCAGGCUGGGUUUGGGUGGUGCCGGACAUGUUUGUCUGUUUGUUUGUUAGAAGGAAGAAUCACCUUGCUGUUGAAAGUUGGCUUCUCAGGUGAUCAAACAUAAGCCAGCUUUCGGUAUCAGUUCAAUGUUUUCAGAGCAGCUACUUACAAUUCCAUGCUGGUCAGUGAGAGUGCAGGUGGGUGGGUUGUAGACGCAGCGGACUCUCCAUCUGUCGGAAAGCAUCGUCCAUUUACUCAGUCUAUUUAACAAGCAAGUGAAAUACAGGUGAUCACUCUUCCCAUUUUGCUUUGUCAAAAUGUAGUCCAUGGGGAACAACUGUGUGCAUAAAUACAACCUCAGCCUCUGGCCACCACGUGGUCAGCAAGAUUCACAAGAGUGUAGUCCACUGACUUUGGGGACUGCUGAUGUGGGUUCAGGGCUGUCUCUGGUUGUUCUGACUUUUCUCCAUUAUAUAACUUUGAUAGAUUAACAUGGGAAGUUUUCAGGCAUCCAUUUCAAAGAGCAAAAGAAACAUUCUGAGGGAGAGGGUAAGAGAGACCUUUAUUUUCAUCCCAGUGUUAUUUUGGAACAUGAGGAGUGACAUUCAGUGCACAGGAAGGGUUCGGCCUAGUUUAUAUUUCUGUUUGGCCGUGGCUGAUUGUUGAGAAAUGCCCAUUUUAAAAUGUUUUAAUGAACUAAGUAAGGUAUGUGCAAUAAGAAAGUGCCCGCAUUCAAAGAUGUGAAUAGUUAAAGCUACUAAUAUAUAACACAGUAAUGUUAGAAAUUAAAGAGGUUUGUUUCUUUUUUAAAUUUCUCUCUUUCAGUCAUUCUUUUCACUUUCUUCUCUCCCUCACAUGCUCCCUCAUGGAAAUUGUUAUCUUUUGCUAAGUGCAAACAAUAUCAGGUGCAAACUGUUUCUAUGACAGUGUCCAUGUUCACCGGUUUUGAAAAUGGAAAAAUUUUUUCUAAAGCCGAAUAUUUUAAAUGAAAUUACAUCUACAACUUUAACUGUUUUUUUGUAGUAGGUUAGAGACUCGAGUGUUUUUGUAAUAAAAAUAAUGAAGAGGUGGGAAAUAAUCUCAAUGGCAUGUUAAUGUAAUUCCAUUUUGUAGGUUACUUAAAUCAUUUGAAAAAUUUUGGAGUUGCCUUCUGCUUUCCAAGACUCCCAUGUAUAAUUUCCCUUCUAAAGCUAUUUAUUUUUUAGCUCUGUUGUUGAUCAUCGAGGUAGAGAUGCUUAAAAGCCAGAAUAAGAGAUGAUUGCCUGUAUGUUUGUCUUUUUCAAAAUAAAAUGUGUAUUCAUACAAA
Molecule: messenger RNA, 3461 nt
Organism: Mobula hypostoma (lesser devil ray)
Lineage: Eukaryota; Metazoa; Chordata; Chondrichthyes; Myliobatiformes; Myliobatidae
Product: TNF receptor-associated factor 4-like
Exons: 7
Coding region: 156-1568 (470 amino acids)
Biological process (GO): signal transduction; regulation of apoptotic process; activation of NF-kappaB-inducing kinase activity
Molecular function (GO): protein binding; zinc ion binding
Source: RefSeq, a predicted model, not a curated record